This is a messenger RNA of Cryptomeria japonica (Japanese cedar), 1663 nucleotides long. RefSeq names its product extensin-2-like. The transcript is spliced from 2 exons. NCBI's taxonomy places the organism in Eukaryota, Viridiplantae, Streptophyta, Pinopsida, Cupressales, Cupressaceae. The coding region runs from base 12 to 1364 and encodes 450 amino acids. The record is from RefSeq and is a predicted model, not a curated record.
CAGCAACUGCAAUGGUUGUUCGAAGGGCACAACAUUUGGAGAUGAUGGCAAUUUAUAUUACGCUUGUGCUCUCUAUGGUAGCGUUGGUUUCAGCUGAAUACGAGCAAUAUUCAUCUCCUCCACCUCUAUAUUAUUACAAAUCUCCCCCUCCACCAUCUCCUUCACCCCCUCCUCCAUAUUACUACAAAUCUCCACCUCCAUCAUCUCCAUCCCCUCCACCUCCUUAUUUCUACAAGUCCCCUCCACCUCCCUCUCCCUCACCUCCUCCUUCAUAUUAUUACAAGUCCCCUCCACCUCCAUCUCCAUCCCCUCCACCACAAUAUUACUAUAAGUCUCCACCUCCACCAUCUCCUUCACCUCCACCUCCAUACUACUAUAAAUCUCCACCACCACCAUCCCCAUCUCCUCCUCCUCCAUCCCCCUCUUCUCCUCCUCCGUACUAUUACAAGUCCCCACCUCCACCAUCUGCUUCACCUCCUCCACUUUAUUACUAUAAAUCCCCACCACCACCAUCUCCAUCUCCUCCUCCUCCAUACUACUACAAGUAUCCACCACCACCAUCCCCAUCUCCACCACCCCCAUAUUACUAUAAGUCCCCACCACCACCUUCCCCAUCUCCUCCUCCACCAUACUACUAUAAAUCUCCACCACCACCAUCUUCAUCUCCUCCUCCUCCAUACUAUUACAGGUCUCCUCCACCACCAUCACCCUCUCCACCACCCCCAUACUAUUAUAAGUCCCCUCCACCACCUUCCCCGUCUCCUCCCCCUCCAUACUAUUAUAAAUCCCCACCACCACCAUCUCCAUCUCCUCCUCCUCCAUACUACUACAAGUCUCCUCCACCACCAUCCCCCUCUCCACCACCUCCAUACUACUACAAAUCGCCACCCCCACCAUCUCCCUCACCUCCUUCUCCAUAUUACUACAAAUCCCCUCCACCACCAUCCCCUUCACCUCCACCACCAUAUUAUUAUAAAUCUCCCCCACCUCCAUCUCCGUCACCUCCUCCCCCAUACUACUACAAGUCCCCACCCCCACCAUCUCCUUCUCCACCUCCUUCAUACUACUACAAGUCCCCUCCACCACCAUCCCCUUCACCUCCACCACCAUACUACUAUAAAUCACCACCACCUCCAUCUCCGUCUCCUCCACCCCCAUAUUAUUAUAAAUCCCCUCCUCCACCAUCUCCAUCUCCUCCUCCACCAUAUUAUUACAAAUCUCCACCACCACCAUCUCCAUCUCCACCUCCUCCCUACUACUACAAAUCUCCUCCACCACCAUCCCCAUCACCACCACUGCCAUACUACUAUAAAUCUCCUCCACCUCCACCGCAAUCUCCUCCACCUCCACCGCCCACAUAUUGAUUGAUUGAGUCCAUCCAGCAUUGAAUGGUAAGAGGACUGAUGGGGCAUGUAGCUUUUAAUCCAGUCGGUCAUUGCCUUCUCAUUAGUGAUAUGACUAUCAUCAAAUAAAGAUUUUAAAAGCUAUUGUAAUUUUCUUUUAAAUAAGCCGGACCAUGGAAUCUGGGAUUUGCCACAGUGCUUGGUGUAUUAAUAAGGGAAAAGCCAUUGCUGAUACUUCGCCCACCUCUGAGGAAACCCCAUCCGAGUAUGUUCUCUACUUGACGAAACUGCGUUUGGUCGGCCAAUUUAUUUAUUGUACC